Messenger RNA from Sungouiella intermedia, 1914 nucleotides. NCBI's taxonomy places the organism in Eukaryota, Fungi, Ascomycota, Pichiomycetes, Serinales, Metschnikowiaceae. The record is from the annotation of a GenBank genome assembly.
AUGGGAAAGCCCCAAAAGUCCAAGGAGGAUCCCAGGUUCGCCUCCUCGCUGUAUGAUCCUCGGUUCAUUGUCCCGAGCUUGAAAAAGAACAAAAUUAAAGUGGAUGACCGUUUCUCCAAGGAAGAAUUAAAGAAGUUAAAUGUCACUGCUACAGGACGUAAAGUUAAGGUCGACAGAUAUGGAAGAAAAGUGAAGAAGGAUGCCGAUGAGGUUUACGACAAGUACUUUGAGGCGGAGAAUAGCGAAGAGAAGAAGUCCGAAGCUGAAGAGUCUGAGGAGUCUGAAGAGUCCGAGGAAUCUGGAUCUGAAGCCGACAGAUCUGAAUCUGAAUCUGACUCUGACUCAGAGUCUGGAGAAUUCAUUGAUAGAGCCAGAGGUGAAGGGUUACAAUCUGACUCAUCGGAGUCUGAAUCUGACUCUGAGGCUGAGCUUGAGGAGUCUGAGGUUGAGGAAGAUCAGAAGCCCGAAGAAGGUGAGCCUUCGGCUACUUUUGCCGUAGUGAACUUGGACUGGGACAACGUCAGAGCUGUGGACUUGAUGGCUACGUUCGCAUCAUUUGUACCAAAGGGUGGAGCUAUAAAGAAUGUCACCAUUUACCCAUCGGAAUUUGGAAAAGAACAGAUGCAGAAAGAAGAGAUAGAGGGCCCUCCAAAAGAGCUUUUCAAGAGCAAGAAGAAAAACGACCUGGACUCUGAUUCAGACGAAGAACUUGACCUCACCAACAAGGAGGACUUGGAAAAAGCGGCUCGUAAAUUGUACGAGGAAGAUGAUGGAGAGGAAGACUAUGACUCCAAGGCCUUGCGAAAGUACCAGCUCCAGAGAUUGAGAUACUACUAUGCUGUUGUAGUGUGUGACUCGGUUGGAACUGCCAAAAAUAUCUACGAUAACUGUGAUGGAUCUGAAUACGAGUCCACAGCCAACAUUUUUGACUUGCGAUACGUUCCUGAAGGCAUGGAGUUUGAUGAAUCCGAGGCAAAGGAUGUUUGCACCAAGAUCCCCUCUUCUUAUCGUCCAGAUUCUACUUUUGUGACGGAUGCAUUGCAGCACUCUAAAGUGAAGCUCACAUGGGAUGAAACGCCCAAGGAGCGGUUGACUUUGUCCACGAGACUGUUCUCACAAAAGGAAAUCGAUGAUAUGGAUUUCAAGGCAUAUUUGGCUUCGGAUUCGGACGGCAGUGACGGCGAGCAAAACGAGGACUUGAAAAAUAAGUACAAGAACCUUUUGGGAGGUAAGUUCUCGUUUGACAAGGGUGCUGAGGAGGAUGAGGGCGAUGUGGACAUGGAAAUCACAUUCAACCCUGGAUUGGAUGAGAACAAGCCUGCGCCAGAGCCAAAGGCAGAAGAGGAAGAAACAACUAUUAGCGCAUACAAGAGAAAGGAGAAGGAACGGCGGGCCCGCAGAUUGGAGAAGUAUAAGAGCCAGGUUGCAGCCCAAGAACAGGAAGAAAAGGCUGAGAAGGGAGACAAGAAAAAGAAUAAAAAGAAUAAGAAGAGAGUUGACGAGUCUAGCGAGAAGAGCAAAGCUGAGUUGGAGCUACUUAUGUUGGACGAGAAUAACGAGCAAGAUAAUGCCGACCAUUUCAACAUGAGAGAUAUUGUCAAGGCGGAGAAGCGCAAGGGCAAGAAGAAGGGCAAGAAGAAUUACGAUAGCGAGCUUGUUCAGGACAAGUUUGCUGCAGACUUGAACGAUCCACGUUUUAAGGAAGUGUUUGAGAGCCACGAGUAUGCUAUUGACCCUAACAGUAGCGAGUUCAAGAAGACUGAAACAAUGAAGGAGAUCUUGCAAGAGCGGUCAAAGAGACUGAGAAACGAGGACGGAAGAAAGAGUAAGAGGGCCAAGACCACCAAGAAUGUGGAUGAGUCUUCCUCAUUGAACAAUUUAGUGGAGAAGUUGAAGAAGAAAGGAGGUAGGUAA